Messenger RNA from Solanum stenotomum, 2724 nucleotides. RefSeq lists its product as uncharacterized. NCBI's taxonomy places the organism in Eukaryota, Viridiplantae, Streptophyta, Magnoliopsida, Solanales, Solanaceae. Gene Ontology annotation, biological process: protein import into nucleus. The transcript has 14 exons. Gene Ontology annotation, cellular component: cytoplasm; nucleus. The record is from RefSeq and is a predicted model, not a curated record. Gene Ontology annotation, molecular function: nuclear import signal receptor activity. Bases 1 to 2724 code for a protein of 907 amino acids.
AUGGCGACUACACCCAAAUCAGCAAAGAAACUCCCGUUUAUCGACCUCUAUAGUGACGAUGAUAAGCUUCGUAAAUCAGCAAAAACUCUCUUCAAUUAUUCCAAAAAAUACUUCCCAAAUUCUUUAAUUGAGGAACUUUUCCAAGCAAUUGAAUGUAGCCCACCAGGAUCGCGUACAGGUAUUCUCUAUUACGAUGUUUUAAGCGAUGUUUUACCAUCCCUUUGGACCAAACUUUCGUUAAGUAAGCGAAAUGACUUGAAGAUCCGUUUACAUGAAAAGGUUUGGCUUGAAACAGAUUAUGAAACACUCAAGGCUUGUUCAUCUUGUGUAUCGAGUUUAGCGGGUUUACUUUUCCCUAAAAAUGAAUGGGUUUUAUUGUUUCACUUAAUGUUUGAGUAUUUGGGUACGAAUUCAUCGAACGGAAAAUUGUGUGUUAUGCUUUUAUGGAAUGAAUUGAUACCAAAAUGUCCUGAGGUUUUCGUACCUUAUGUUGAUUUUUUGAUUGAGGGGUUUACAGACCUUAUGCCUACUAUAUUGGAAGAUCAUCGAUGUAGGGUUGCUGCUGCUAGGGCUUCUGUGAAAUUGAUUUUGUAUUAUUCAACGCCCGCGAGUUAUUGCAAGUUUUAUGGUCUUUUAGAACAUGUGAUAGUGACUUUGUUUGUGGCAAUUGGUGAGGAAGAUCUUGUGUGUAGCCUUCUUGAGGAUUUGAUUGUUUUGGUUGGGGUAGAGACCGCGGUUUUUAAAGUUAAUAUCGGUGUUGUGGUUAAGUAUAUGGUGAGGAUAGCUGAGAAUUCGAAGUUAGGGGAAAAGUUAAGGCAGCUAUCUAUAGAGUUUAUUGUUACUUUGGCUGAGGAUAGGGAGAUUGGGUGUGGGAUGAUGCAGAUGGUACCAAAAGAAGAAGUUACUAAAUUGCUUAGUGUGUUGAUUGUGAUGUUGGUGCAUAUUAAAGAUGACCCUUGUUGGGGAAAUGCAACUAGUGAUGAUGAAAAUGAAGGGCAGUUGAGUAUGUGUAGUUAUGCUAUGGAGAGUUUAGAUAGGCUAGCAAUUGCAUUAGGGGGAAGUGUAAUUGUGCCUUGUUGCGCUGUGGGCUUGUUCGACCUCUUGCAUGAUCAAAAUUGGAGAAUUCGUCAUGCUGCCGUAACUGCAAUUGGACUGAUUUCAGAAGGAUGCUCAAAGGCAUUGUUACUGGAGAUGGAGAAACUUGUGCAGACUAUUGUGAAACUAAUCCAUGAUGAGCACCCUCGAGUAUGUUGGGCGACAAUUCGUACAAUUGGUCAGCUAUCAACAUAUCUGAGCCCUUGUUUUCAAGAGCAAUAUCAUCAGCAGCUCCUUCGAGCUUUGAUAGAAGUAUUGGAUGAUGUUGAUAAUCCCAGGUUGCAGACACGUGCAGCUUCAGCGAUACAGUUGUUCAGUCAAAAUUGCAGUGCAGAUGUCUUGAAACCUUACCUGCACAAUAUAGUGCGUAAAUUAGUUGGGUUUCUACAGAGAGGAACGGCAAUGAUGAAGGAAGCAUCUCUUGCAACUUUAGCCUCUUUAGCUAUUUCAUCACAGGAGGACUCUGCAUACUUAUACGAUUCUCUAAUGCCUUAUCUGAAAGUUAUCUUGGAAACUGCUACUAAUGGUACAAGUCGCACGCUACUGGCCAAAUCCAUGGAAUGCAUUACCAUGGCUGCAAUGGCUGUUGGAAAUCAAGCAAUCAAUGAUUAUGUUGAAAAGGUCACUGCAAUACUCAUUUCACUGCACGAAACUCAAACGGUGAUAGAAGAUCCAAUGAGGAGACUUUUGUUACUAGAAUGCGGUAGACUAUGUAAAUUUUUGGGGGCAGAUUUCCUUCCUUAUCUGAGUCUUGUCAUGCCCGUUGCGCUAAAAUCUGCUUUGCUAAAGAACUAUUUGAGUGUUUCUGAUAAUUCAGAUACAGAUGAUUCUGAUUAUGAAAGCAUGAUUAAAGCCACUGCUGGGAAUAAAAAGAUCGGGAUAAGAGCUGCACUUCUGGAAGAGAAGGCCUUGGCCUGUCAUAUGCUAUGCUUCUUCUCAACUGAGUUAAAGGAAGGGCUGCAUUUAUGGGUUAAUGAGGUUGUUAGUGCUUUAGUUCCGAAUCUUACCUUUAAAUUCAGCGAAGAAGUUAGAAUGGCUGCCGUUUCUGCAAUGCCGUUACUGUUAAAUUCAGCUUCUUGUGCUAUGAAGAAAGGGCUGCUUGUAACAGGUUGUGGCCAGUCCCCAGUUCAAAAGCUAUCUGACACUAUUAACUCAUCUUUGCUUGAUGCAUUAAAAAAGGAGUCAAAGGUACAAAUUCAAGAAAGACUAUUGGAGGCAUUCAACGAAAGCAUUCAGGUUCAGGGUUCAUGUCUAAGUAAACACCAAGCUGAAAAAUUUGUUGAUGGCAUAUCAAAGGUUCUCUCCAGAUGCUCAUACCGCAAAACAGAAAGAGAGAAACGAGCUAAAGAACACACAGAUUCAAGGAAGCAGGAACUACUUAAGGAGGAAGCUGAGCAACACUUAACUAUAUGUAGAAACAUUGGCAUUUGCCUUGGAACUAUGGUGAAAAAAUUGAAGGCAUCAUUCUUGCCACAUUUUGACAGGUUUUUGCCUUAUGUAUCACUUAUGUGGAGUAAUGAUAGAACAGCAGAAGAAAGAAGAAUUGUAGUGCACCUUUUUCGUGAUGUUGCUGAGCAGUGCCGAGAAGAAGCAUUCAGGCACGUCUUGCAAUUUUCAGUGUCUUAUUAA